Acipenser ruthenus (sterlet) is the source of this 2136-nucleotide messenger RNA. RefSeq names its product spermidine synthase-like. Gene Ontology annotation, cellular component: cytosol. Gene Ontology annotation, molecular function: spermidine synthase activity. The coding region runs from base 165 to 1034 and encodes 289 amino acids. The transcript has 8 exons. Gene Ontology annotation, biological process: spermidine biosynthetic process. NCBI's taxonomy places the organism in Eukaryota, Metazoa, Chordata, Actinopteri, Acipenseriformes, Acipenseridae. The record is from RefSeq and is a predicted model, not a curated record.
CCACUGAAUUCAUGUUCGGUUUAACUGCAAAGGGUAGAAUAUGUCGAGAAAAGCAAGCGUACGUCUUCUGUGUGCGUUGCUGUCUCAGUAAAACGUGUCGUGCAUACAUAGGUUUUAUCCUUCAUUUUUGUUUAUUUUUUUUUUAAAAUUAGAAAACACAGAUAAUGAAUAAUAUAAAAGACGGUUGGUUCACAGAAACAUGCACGCUCUGGCCUGGGCAGGCUUUAAGCCUUCAAGUUGAAGAGAUUUUAUAUCAGCAGAAAUCAAAAUUCCAGGAUGUCAUGGUUUUUAAAAGUAAAACCUAUGGCAAUGUGCUGGUAUUGGAUGGUGUGAUCCAAUGUACUGAACGAGACGAGUUUUCAUACCAGGAAAUGAUCGCUAAUCUACCUCUCUGCAGCCACCCAAACCCCAAAAAGGUUCUGAUUAUUGGUGGGGGCGAUGGUGGAGUGCUAAGAGAAGUCGUGAAGCACCCCUUAGUAGAGUCUGUGGUUCAGUGUGAAAUUGACGAGGAUGUUAUUAAUGUGUCUAAGAAGUACCUUCCUGGCAUGGCAAAGGGCUUCUUCAGCCCCAAACUGACCCUCAAUGUUGGGGACGGCUUCGAGUUCAUGAAGCAGAACCAGGUUGCCUUCGAUGUCAUUAUCACUGAUUCCUCCGACCCUGUAGGCCCUGCUGAAAGCCUCUUCAAAGAGUCCUAUUAUCAACUAAUGAAGACAGCCUUGCGAGACAAUGGCAUUCUCUGUUGCCAAGGAGAAUGUCAGUGGCUGCAUUUGGAACUGAUUAAAGAGAUGAGGACCUUCUGCAAGUCCCUCUUCCCCGUGGUCGAUUAUGCAUACUGUACUAUCCCUACAUACCCUAGUGGGCAGAUUGGCUUCAUGCUCUGCAGUAAGAACACAGAGACAAACUUCCGUGAGCCUGUGCGAAAACUGACCGAUGAAGAAGUGGAGAGUAUGAACCUUAAAUAUUACAAUUACGAGAUACACCGGGCUGCUUUUAUUCUACCAGAAUUCGCCAGGAAGGUGCUAAGUGAAGCAUAAACCGUUCUGGAGAUGUCCUCUCUUCAGUGUAGACAGAAAGAAACCGCUCCACAGCCACUCAAACCCGCUUCCUCUCUGGGAUUAACCCUUUCCGGACCAAGACAGGACCACUUCACUGGGGAAGGAGGAGCAGAAAAACCUCAAGCAAUUCUGUGCUUUUGAACCACAAGUCUUACGCACUCAUUGCUAGAUCUUUUAAGGGCUGCAUCUGCAUGAAAAGGAUGAGCGUUUGCAAAGUACUGGGAUUGCAUUUUUUUUUUCGUUGUUCUUUUCAUCAUGACAUUUGACUUUUUUUUUAUUUUUUUUUUAUAAAUAUUCCUAUAACAGAAAGCUUUGCAGUCUGUCCAGUGUGUGCAGAAGAUAUUAUAGUAAACCAAGUAAUUUUACACAUUAUGUUGCAGCAAACAUGUACUCUGUUCUUCAUAAACUAGUGUGUACUUCUGCAUUAUAAAUGAAUGUUUCUUACAUGGCAGGCUUUCCCAUGAGAGCCGUCAUUACCUUAUGUAUUGGAAUGGGUUACUAAUACUGCUGUAACACAAACUCAUAAUGGUUGAAGAUUAAUUCAGUGUCUAAGAGACAGGCCCUGACAUGGUUAAUCACUGGAAACAAAGUCUUUGCACAAACAGGUCUGAUGCCAAAUCUUUAUGGCUUGUACAAACAGAGUGAUUACUCGCUUACUGAGCAUGCAAAUGCGUAGAGUGAAUGUGUUUAGUUGCCAGUCUUCAAUAGUGUUUAGCAGAGAAGCAGUAUUUCCUCUUCUGUCAUAUUAAAACAUGUUUAAAAUAUGUGUUUUUCACAAGAGGGCAUGUGCUUGAACUGAGCAUUGUUCUGUCAUUGGCAGAUGUCUGAUCCACUUUAAGCAGUGUUGGACAAUUUUUCUGGAUGAGUUAAAGAAGUAUUUUCAGUACCAAUGCAAUGAGCAGGACAGACUACUAUCAAUAGCAAUGGCAUUCUUUACCAUUGUUACAGGUUGUAAUCUUUCUGAACUGAACUACUUGUAAACUUGUAUGUGAGUCACAUGGACCUGUAAGCAUUCACAUUGUCCAAGUUACUCUUGUAAACAUCUGUAAUUAUGUUUUCAAAUAAAAGAACAAAACUGUCA